Arabidopsis arenosa is the source of this 1260-nucleotide messenger RNA. The record is from the annotation of a GenBank genome assembly. Lineage: Eukaryota; Viridiplantae; Streptophyta; Magnoliopsida; Brassicales; Brassicaceae.
UCUCAUUACAUUAAGACUUGACAACUUGUCUUUCUCAUACCAAACCCCUCUCCUCUGUUUCUUAAUACCUUCUCUGUUUUUUCUCCCCUAAGCCCCUAAUGACAAACCAUAAUGCCUUAAUCUCUGAUGCAAAAGGCAGCAUAGGAGUUGCGGUUAGAGUUCCAAAUCAAUCUCUGUUUUCUCCCGGAGGUAGCCGAUACAUCAGCAUUCCCCGGAAGAAACUUGUACAGAAGCUAGAGACCGACCCGAGUCAAACCCGAACCCACUCUUGGAUCGAAGCCAUGAGGGCUUCUUCCCCGACCCGAAUCCGACCGGGGAACAUAUCCUCUCUCCCGGAGUCCGAUGAGGAAGAUGAAUACUCUUCUUGGAUAGCUCAACACCCAUCGGCUUUAACCAUGUUUGAAGAGAUCGCUGAAGCUUCAAAAGGGAAACAAAUCGUUAUGUUUCUUGACUACGACGGUACAUUAUCGCCCAUUGUAGAAAACCCGGAUCGGGCUUACAUGUCUGACGAGAUGAGAGAGGCAGUGAAAGGCGUGGCUAGAUAUUUCCCGACCGCGAUUGUCACUGGAAGAUGCCGUGAUAAGGUUCGUAGAUUUGUGAAACUUCCCGGACUUUACUAUGCCGGUAGCCAUGGAAUGGACAUCAAAGGACCUUCCAAAAAAACAAAACAUAACAAGAACAAUAAAGGUGUUCUUUUCCAAGCGGCGAAUGAGUUCUUGCCUAUGAUUGACCAGGUCUCUAAGUGUCUAGUGGAGAAAAUGAGAGACAUAGAAGGAGCAAACGUCGAGAAUAACAAGUUCUGUGUCUCCGUACAUUACCGUUGUGUUGAUCAAAAGGACUGGGGAUUAGUAGCGGAACACGUGACAUCAAUAUUGAGUGAGUAUCCAAAACUGAGGUUAACACAAGGAAGAAAAGUUUUAGAGAUUCGACCAACCAUCAAAUGGGAUAAAGGCAAAGCUCUCGAGUUCUUGCUCGAAUCUUUAGGAUUCGCUAACUCUAACGAUGUUUUGCCCAUCUACAUCGGAGAUGAUCGUACGGACGAGGAUGCUUUUAAGGUGCUGAAAAAGAAAGGACAAGGCUUUGGUAUACUUGUGUCCAAAGUUCCAAAGGAAACGAGUGCUACAUAUUCUCUACAAGAACCUUCCGAGGUAGGAGAGUUUUUGCAGCGACUCGUGGAAUGGAAACAAAUGUCACUAAGAGGAAGAUAGCCAGUUUCCUGACUUUAAUUUAUUUUCAAUUAAAUAAAUGAAUUAGUUUUCA